This is a messenger RNA of Choloepus didactylus (southern two-toed sloth), 5488 nucleotides long. RefSeq names its product reticulophagy regulator 1 (gene RETREG1). Gene Ontology annotation, biological process: negative regulation of neuron apoptotic process; reticulophagy. The coding region runs from base 115 to 1614 and encodes 499 amino acids. The transcript is spliced from 9 exons. Gene Ontology annotation, cellular component: endoplasmic reticulum membrane. The record is from RefSeq and is a predicted model, not a curated record. NCBI's taxonomy places the organism in Eukaryota, Metazoa, Chordata, Mammalia, Pilosa, Megalonychidae.
GCCGCCGGCGCCCCGCGGUGCGCGCCUAUCGCCCGGACCCGCCGCCGCCCGCUCGGCGCUGACACCCAGGCGCGCCCCGCGCGUCCGCGUCCCCGCCCGGCAGCGCCGCGGAAGAUGGCGAGCCCGGUGCCCCCGGAGCACGCCAAGGAAGGAUGCCCGGCUCGGGCCGAGGAGGAGCAGCAGGCGCCGCGGCCCCCCACGCCCCGGGCUGCCCGCGAGGAGGAGCAGGAGGCGGCGGCCACGCAGGAGGAGGAGGAGGUGGCGGUGGCGGCGGCCCGCGCGGGGCAGCAGGUGGAGGAGGCCGCGGGCCGGGUGGCCGCCGCGGUGACCUGGCUGCUCGGGGAGCCGGUGCUGUGGCUGGGCUGCCGCGCCGACGAGCUCCUGAGCUGGAAGAGGCCGCUGCGCAGCCUGCUCGGCUUCGUCGGCGCCAACCUGCUGUUCUGGUUCCUUGCAUUGACUCCAUGGAGAGUGUAUCACCUGAUUUCAGUCAUAAUGCUUGGGCGUGUUAUUAUGCAAAUAAUAAAGGAUAUGAUUUUGUCUAGAACAAGAGGUGCCCAGUUGUGGAGAAGCCUCAGUGAAAGCUGGGAAGUUAUUAAACCAGAGGAAAGACCCAGACUCAGCCACUGUAUUGCAGAAUCAUGGAUGAACUUCAGUGUAUUUCUUCAAGAAAUGUCUGCUUUUAAACAACAGAGCCCCGGCAAGUUUUGUCUCCUGGUCUGCAGUGUGUGCACAUUUUUCACAGUCUUGGGAAGUUACGUUCCUGGGGUUAUACUCAGCUAUCUAUUGUUACUAUGUGCGUUUUUGUGUCCACUUUUUAAGUGUAAUGAUAUGGGACAAAAAAUAUACAGCAAAAUCAAGUCAGUUCUGCUGAAACUAGAUUUUGGAAUCGGAGAAUAUAUUAACCAGAAGAAACGUGCGAGAUCUGAAGCAGAUAAAGAAAAAAGUCCCAAGGAUGACAGUGAAUUAGACUUUUCAGCUCUUUGUCCUAAGAUUAGCCUCACGGUUGCAGCCAAAGAGCUCUCUGUGUCUGACACGGAUGUAUCAGAGGUUUCCUGGACUGAUAAUGGAACCUUCAACCUUUCCGAAGGGUACACUCCGCAGACAGACACUUCUGAUGAUCUCGACCGACCUAGUGAACGUGAAGUCUUCUCUCGAGACCUUUCGGAUUUCCCAUCUGUGGAAAAUGGUACAGGAACAAAUGAUGAAGACGAAGUAAGCCUUGGCUUGCCCGUUGAGCUCAAGAGAAAAAAGGAGCAGUUGGACAGUGUCCCCAGGCCCAGCCAAGGGAGGCAGUCGGCAGCUGGUCUCACUCUUCCUCUGAACAGUGACCAAACCUUUCACUUGCUGAGCAACCUGGCUGGGGACGUCAUCACAGCCGCGGUGACUGCUGCUGUCAAAGACCAGUUAGAGGGUGUGCAGCAAGCACUUUCUCAGGCAGCGCCCAGCCCAGGAGAGGACACAGACACUGAAGAAGGUGAUGACUUUGAGCUACUUGACCAGUCAGAGCUUGAUCAGAUUGAGAAUGAAUUGGGACUUACGCAAGACCAGGAAGCAGAUGCACAGCAAAAUAAGAAGUCUUCAGGCUUCCUUUCAAAUCUACUGGGGGGCCAUUAAUCUGGCAGUCAGCUGGCAACCGAACAAGAUAAACCACCAAAAAAUUUCAAACAAGCAAAAAAAAAAAAAAAGAAAAAAAUGAAAAAAAAUUUGAACUGUGAGCUUUAAUGAUUACUUUAGAUUUUGUCUUAUUUUUCCCUUCUGCAGUGAAUUAAUUGGAUAUAUAUCAGCUGACACUGAUAGACUGAUAUUUCUGAUAGUUAUUUUUAUGUAAUAAGCAUGGAAAACUUUAUAUAUGUAUAUAUACUGUGGUGUCAGAGAUAAAGAUUAGAGGUUGUUUUUAAAACAAAAAGAAAAAAAAAAAACACCACCACCAAAUUGUUGAAAUCCUUCUGUAAGUAUUCUUCAUUUUUCUUCAUAAUUAAUUUUUCAAGCAUGCAAAACAAGUUUAUUGUUACUCACUGACAAAUAUUGACAAUUAAUUGUGAGUACACGCUGUAUCAGCUCCCUUGUUCCUAAUACUUGGAGACAGUUAAACAAAACAAAACUUUUGGUGGAAUUUGAUGUCAAAAGAGAAAAAUGACCAAAAUAUCUUUAGUUGAAGGACUUGAGAAAUACGAUCAAAAUUAAUUUCCUAGGAAAAAUUUAAAAAACAUAUUUAACUCCUUUGGAUAGGCUGAUACAUUUCCACGUUAUUUCUGCAGUUGUAGACUUAGGCUUCUUGUACAGUGGCGUGCUCCAUUAGCCGCCAUCUCUAGUCUUGCGGUGGGUGGCGUUAACCCAGAGAGUGCAGGUAGUUGCAUAUCACACAGAUGCAGGUUAGGAUGUAUCCAGGGGUUCUCCUGUUUUGUCAUUCAUUUGUCCUACAGACAUUGUCAGUGCAGAUGUAUUCUGCUUGCUCAGACCCAGCUUACACCCUCAUCUUCUAUAGUUAUGUCCUGGAAAAAGGUUCCUAAAAUUGUGAAACUGGUUCCUGAUAUGUUUUAUGAGUGACGUGGUCAUCGGCGAUAGAGAAAUAGUUAAUAACCCUGUUGUCUUGGUCUGAAUAGUUAAAGGCGAGGACUUACUUGGCUUUUUAGGUGUAUUUAUUUACCAUUGAAGUCUCAAUAUAUAACUGAUUUCUUAUAAAGAAGCUAGAAUAUAUAUUUUUUGCUUUAUUUUAAACGUUUUAGAUCACCUUUAAAUAACCAAAUCUGGCUUACAGUUUUUAAUAAAGGACUAAAAAGAGAAAUCAAGCUAGUUUUGUCACUGUGAUAUAAACUUUUAGUAGUAUUGAGGGACCAUGUCAGCAACUACCAAAACUCUGGCAUUGCUGCAGAUGUGUAGACAUCUGAGACCCUCAGAAAGGAAGGAUAAUCCAAGAAUAUAGGAAAUCUAUUUUCCUCUCCUUUCAUUUCAUCCCUUCUUAUAUUUCUAAAGACUAAUUACAGGUAAUGCGAUGUUUCAAUGUAGUAUGUUUAUUUAUUUUUUCUUUCUGAGGUGUUAACGUAUCUAGACUGAAUUUUGCCAAAUGUUAAAGGAAGAAAAGUUAUUGAAGAUUUUGGACACUUGCUUUUUGUGAUCGCCUAUGCUUACAUGUCAUUAGUGCCUCAUGACUGUGUUUGACGUCCUUUAUUGAUACAAAGUGAGCCUGUGCCUUCAUUAUCUUGCCUAUUUUGGUACAAAUGAAAGCUUGGUGUUAGAUCUAUGAACUGUGUGGUUUUUGGAGGAAUAUACCUGAAUUCCAUUCAGUCAGAGUUUCUGGACAUGAAGAAAAGUACAGUCACAUAUUUAUAAAAUACCCGUUAUUGGGUUUCUUUUUUCUAAGCGUGUGUUUCUUCAUUUAAAAACUAUUCAUGGCUGUGAAGUCACAAAGGUUAAAGGUCAUUUCAGUUUCUUCAUUGAGACAAGAUGUUAAAUAAUCAUGGUAAUUAACGAAUAUGUCACAAGUCACUGAAUAAGCUUGCAAGAAGAUAAACUCAAGGGAUGAUAAUGUGUGAUGAUAGUAUGAACAGUAAAGCUAGAAUAAAAUGUUAUAAAUAUAAAUUAAAGGGAGUUCAGGAACGGGGAGGUUGAUAGGGUAGAAAACUAUGUUCCCAGUACUGUGGAGGAAACAUACCAGCUCUAUAUAGCCCAUAACAUGUUAACUAUAUAUGCACUUUGAUUUGUCAAGAAUAUGUGUGAAUACAAAUUUAUACAAUACAAUAAUACUCUUCUCAAUACUUUUAAUUCAAACACUUGAAUGUUGAGGGUUUUUGUUUUUGUGUGUGUUUUUUCAGGGAUAAGAGGUGUUGCGUGUAUUACUGUGUCUGAUUUUAAAAUAUCAUAGCAAAUCAACCCUGUGAUCCAGUACAGUAGGGGACUACAUAUCCUUGAUCAUGAGAAUUUAUAUCAAUACCAAUAUUUCCCCAAUAUCUGAACAAAUUGCUGAAGAAUGGCUUAUAAGAUCAAUGUGGAAUGUAGUCAUUAAAAUGUGGAUUUUUUUUUCAAUUGUAGAAGAACUGUGAAAAACGUUUUGCUUGUUUUCUGUAUAAAAUGCUGAGCAAAAUCAUACAAACAGGAAGAGCAUACAAUUGGUCAUGCAUUUUGAUCUGAAACAUUAAAACAGGGCUCAAGAAGGUGAAGCUUGCUUUGGAAGACCAAUCCAGGCUUGAAGCAGUGCUUCUAUUCUCAUUUGGAAAAAUCUUUCCUCUUAUACUGAAAAUCUAGCGUUUUAAAAAACUGCCCUCUCCCCAGUUUAAUAGAAUAUUAUUAGGAAGAAAAGUGUUUAGUUUCAUAAGGUUUUGCAAUUGGCAACUGUCCUUUACAUAUUUAGGCAGUUCACUUUUAUAAUUGAAAUAAGUGUAAAAUUUCUCUUUUAAGAAGGUGGCAAAUGCCAGUAUGCUACUGGUUUUAGGCAAGAAACAUAUCCACAUUUGUUUUAAGAAAAAAAAAGUGAUUUACUUUUUUUUUUUCCUUUUCUGUUUAUAAUUGAUAUUGGUAUAUUUCUUUACACUGCCCCAGCUGUGUUAGCAGCAAGAUAGGAAAGUAUUCUGAAAACCCUGACUAAACUCUUAACAUCAUUUGUCUCAUGAUGAAGUUAGAAAGUCUCAGGGCUAUAUUUUUAUGUCUUCUUUCUCCAUUUCUUUCCCAGCAUUUACGUUAAGAAGAAAAGGUGGAAAUAUGGGUUCUGGUUCUGACAUUAAAUAUUAUGGCCUUAGGAUACAAUGUCAAAGUCACAUAACAUCCCCAAGCCACCGCCUCAGUUUCCCCAAAAAUAAAAUAAGGAAGUUCAUUCUUAUCUUCUGACACAGGGAUGUUUUGAGAAUAAGUCUGAGGGGAAAAGUGUCUGAAAUCAUUUUCUGGGGAAAAAAUUUAAAAGGCUGUAUAAAACCAAGAUAGUGAUUUUUUUUUUUAAAUGACUGUUUCUGCCAGGCCAUUUUUUUAAACAUUAAAACAAAGACAAUCAACAAGUACCUACUCAAAGAAAACUCUGAAAGGUUCUUCUAAUGACUCUCAUGGGCCUACCAAAUGCUUCAGGCUCAUACUCUAAUAAUUGCUUGUGGCAUAAAUGGAUGGAGGACAGUGUUGCAAAAAUUUCAGUUGGCUCCAGACCAUGGUUGAGGUUUUGUAUUAUUCAUUUUUAAUGGUUCUAAUACUUUCUGGCUCUGGGACUUUGAGAAAGUCACUUCACAUCUCUUAUGCUGGAUUCUCUCAUCUACAAAAUUAAGAUAAAAUAGUUCCUACCUCAUAAGAUGUUGCAAGGAUUAAGUGUCUAAGAUUGACUUUGGCAAACUACGGCUUGUGAGCCAAACCUGGCCCAAUGAAUGUUUCUGUAGAGCUUGCAAGCUAAGAAUUAUUUCUACCUUUUUUAAAUAGUUGAGAAAAAUGAAAAGAAGAAUAAUGUUUCCUGACAUGUGAAAAAUGUAUGAAACUCAGGCUUCAGCAUUCAUAAAUAAAGUUUUAUUGGAACAUA